UACUUCAGUGUAAUGUUUCUGAAAUGUUUGAAUAAUCUAGCUCGAAAAACAGACCUGUACGCUGCAUAUAUUAAUCUGACAUUAGACACGUAAACACUACGAUCAAAGUCAUUUUCACACAACAGGACUUUCAUCGCAUUUCAGUUCCUUACCCGAGCUCACAUUAUCAUCAGACGUUAGUUGCUGAAGGGAUAAUCCAGAUUUUUCUCUGGCAUGGAGCCUUUCCACUGGGCGUUUGUAUUCCUCGUGGGAUUUUCAGUUUUGGUCUUGCAAACUGAUUCACAAGAAUGUACAGCACCUCUUGGCAUGGAAACCCGUCUCAUCAAAGAUGCUCAAAUAACCGCCUCUUCCCAGUGGGAUUCAAAUCACGCUGCCAUCCAGGCAAGGUUGAACUUUAAGGCAGGCGGAGGCAAACAAGGGGGAUGGUCAUCGUACUCUAAUGACGCCAAUCAAUGGAUUCAGGUGGCCCUUGGUGGUUACACCAACUUAACAGGUAUAGCUACACAGGGAAGAAAUGGACACAGACAGUGGGUAACCAAAUACCAGCUUCAAUAUAGUGACGAUGGAGUGAACUUUCACCAUUACAAAGCACUAUGCGAGAAAUUGCCUAAGGUGUUUAAUGGAAAUAAGGACGCUGACAGCAUAGUUUACCACAAGUUAAACCCGCCAAUCCAAGCUCACUACAUCCGACUCAGGCCAACAGCGUGGUCCGGUCAUAUUUCACUGAGGAUGGAACUGUAUGGUUGUUUAGAGGUGCCAUGUACAGCAUCUCUAGGCAUGGAAACCCGUCUCAUCAAAGAUGCUCAAAUCACCGCCUCUUCAGAGUGGGAUUCAAAUCACGCUGCAAUCCAGGCAAGGUUGAACUUUAAGGCAGGUGGAGGCAAAGCAGGGGGAUGGUCAUCGCGCUCUAAUAACGCCAAUCAAUGGAUUCAGGUGGCCCUUGGUAGUUACACCAAAUUGACAGGUAUAGCUACACAAGGAAGAAAUAGAUACACACAGUGGGUAACCAAAUACCAGCUUCAAUAUAGUGACGACGGAGUGAACUUUCACUAUUACAAAGAACCAGGCCAGAGGUCGCCAAAGGUGUUUAAUGGAAAUAAGGACGCUGACAGCAUAGUUUACCACAAGUUCAACCCGCCAAUCCAAGCUCACUACAUCCGACUCAGGCCAACAGCGUGGUCCGGUCAUAUUUCACUGAGGAUGGAACUUUAUGGCUGUUUAGGCAACGCAACCGAUCUAGUCUCCCAAGGUAGUCGGAGAAGACGUGAAGUUGGCGAUCACGUGACUAAUGUGUACUCCUUGGCUGAGGGCGCAUUCCACCUGGCGCGAGGGAAACGAGAGGAAAAGCGCGGAAAGGACCUCGAUAAAAGUGGUUCCAGCUCCGUCUUCCUCAUAGCUUUGCUUGUGAUGUGCCUUGCUUGCUUGGCCGGAACGGCACUGGUGAUAUUCAAAAAGUCACGUGACAAGUCUGCUGGGUUUGCUAUGCUUGUCAGCGGUGAUCAGGAAUGAAAGCAUUCUUAAAUACUUAACCGGACAGACUUAAGCGUUACUCGAGCAUGAGAUAUGUACAGAAUUACUGAAAGUUUCCUCGCUAAUCUUUUUAUUGUGUACAUUAGUUAGUCAGCCCUGUAGACAAAACACUAGUUAUUACUACUCUUCUGAAAGGUUCUUCUCAAACUCAUUAAUGAUUCAUUAAGUUAAAACAAAAGAAAUCACCACUGUGAAGGAGGUUUGGAUAC
Messenger RNA from Orbicella faveolata, 1739 nucleotides. Its product is annotated as EGF-like repeat and discoidin I-like domain-containing protein 3. Lineage: Eukaryota; Metazoa; Cnidaria; Anthozoa; Scleractinia; Merulinidae. The record is from RefSeq and is a predicted model, not a curated record.